AUGUAUCGAAAGUGCUAUUAUUCUCGUCGCACCAUAGAAAAACGCGCACGGCGCUUACGAAGAUUAGAAAAAAAUGUUAGCUAUUCGGAUAUUUCAAGUAAUAGUGAAGAUGAAAAUGAUCAUCAUGUACAAGAUACACAAUAUUCUAAAUCAACAACUAGCAACAGUCCUUUAACACUUGAUGAUGAUGAAGCAUGUGAUUAUGAGGCAUAUCAUGACGACGAACAUGACAAUACAAAAAAGGCUAAUGAUAUUCAAGAUGAUUUUCUUGACCGAUCGCCACCACUCUACAACAACAGCAAAUUAUCCAGCAUGAAGUCGAUGAAGUUAUUAAUGGAUUUUUUAAUAUCUGAUGUUCAUUUAGAUAAAAGAAAUAUUUUACGUUUAUUGAAAUUGAUUAAAUUUCUUUUACCAGAGCCCAACACAUUACCUACAACUUGGAAAUCUAUCAUGAAAUUAUUUGGACGUACAAAUUUGUCAUCUACAACAUUCUUAUGUUCACGGUGUCAUCAGCUUUGUGGUAAAACGACGUUUAACACAAAAAUAUGUAGAAAUGAAACCUGUCUACAUUCAAAAAGAUCAUUAAGAACAAAUGAAAUUGUAGAAAUAGUUAAUCUAGAUGUACGCAGCCAAUUAAAAUUAAUUGUCAAUCGAAAUAUAAAAAUAUUGACAAAAAAUGAAAAUUAUUUUCCAACAUGUGAUAUAUCUAAUGGUUCUUUCUAUCAAACAACACUAUCCAAAUCCAAAUUAAAUACGAUCACCUUAGUUUUGCACACGGAUGGUGCUCCUUUAGUACGCACCACAAAACAAUCAAUAUGGCCACUUUUUGCUUCUGUAGUUGAGAUCCCUCCUCCACUGAGGGAAUAUCAAAAUAAUAUUAUUCUUUUGGCUUUAUGGUCUUCCAAAAGCAAACCUAACGUUAAUGUAUUUUUAAAGAAAACAGUAGAUGAAAUAAAAAUUUUAAUGGCCGAAGGUACUUCAUUCUUCAUCAAUGGUAUGGAAUUUAAUUUUGUUAUUCGUACACAAUUUUUUAUAUCUGACUUGCCUGCACGAUCUUUAUUUUUACAAACAACAUAUUUUAAUGGAUACUAUGCGUGUCAUUAUUGUGUGACAAAAGGGUUAUGGAGUGGUAGUAUUGUAGUAUAUCCAUAUCAUCAUAAUGAUUUAAAAUUACGUUCACAUGCUGAAGUUAUUGCUGCAGCUAAAGAAGCAGAAAAAAAUUCGACCGGCAAAAGAAUAACAAGUGUUCAAGGUGUAAAAGGUUUAUCCUGUUUAUUGGAUAUUAUGGCAUAUCCUCAACAAAUUCUCUUGGAUUAUAUGCACUUGGUUUGCCUCGGGCAUGUUCAAACAUUAAUAAAACGUUGGUGUCAGCUUAUUGAUAAAGAAGAAGCUAUGAAAAUGGAUAACAUGUUACUCAAGACCCGUGUGCCACACAAUAUUCACGUUGUUUACAAUGAAUCGAUUUCAGCUGUUGAGUGUUGGAAAGCUAAACAUAGUCGACUUUUUGUACUCAAUAUUGGUUUACCCAUAGGAAUUACUUGCCUUCCUGUUUUAAAUGCAUCGCAUUGGGCAAUUUAUUGUGUUGCCAUAAAACUUUUGCAUGCACCAGAAUCAAUAGAAGAUAUCAAUUUUGCAGAACGCUUAAUAAAUUAUUAUUGUCGUACUAUUUCUGAAGUUUAUGAUCAAUCAUUAGAAUAUUAUUCAUUACAUGCACACCUUCAUCUGCCUGCACAAGUACGAUUACAUGGUGGCUUGUCAUUCUGUUCCGCAUUUACAUUUGAGUCGUGCAUUCGAUAUAUUAAAAAACAGGUACACGGUACAAAGCAUCUGGCGAGCCAGAUCGCAUAUUGGUACGAUAUGGAAAAUAUCGUAAAAAAUAAAAUAUUUGAAGUUCCAUCAUCAACUGGUGUUAAUCAAAUUGAUCUGAAUAAUGAACAACUUGGUGACUAUCGUGAACUAGUCAUUAACCUUAUCCAAAUGAAUGAUCAACAGUUAAAACAAGUGGAAUUUUAUAAAAGAUACAAGCAUCAGUUCACCACGUAUCAUACAACAUUGUACGAUAAACGAUUUAAAUGCUGCAGCUUCGUAAUAUCAUACAUCAAAGAUAAAAAUUAUCGUAAUGUUAUUAAUUAUGCAAAUAUUGUUGUGUUUUAUAAAUAUGAUAGUGAAUAUUUUGCAUUCAUCCAAAAAUAUCGUAUGUCAAAAAAAAAAAUUUCAGAUUUUGUUGAAUUACCAACCGAGAUUUUACAAAGAUUAGAUGGUUUAUAUCCAUUAGUGGAACUAUCAAAUGAUUAUGAUAUUAUUUCAGUUGAAGCAUUUCGUCACAAAUGCGUAGCGAUAGAAUUUCAAGAUGUUUUCUGUAUAUCUGAAAUUCGAGUAGACUUUGAACAUGAUUGA
Molecule: messenger RNA, 2397 nt
Organism: Rotaria socialis
Lineage: Eukaryota; Metazoa; Rotifera; Eurotatoria; Philodinida; Philodinidae
Source: the annotation of a GenBank genome assembly